Carassius carassius (crucian carp) is the source of this 1476-nucleotide messenger RNA. RefSeq names its product small VCP/p97-interacting protein-like. The coding region runs from base 161 to 394 and encodes 77 amino acids. Gene Ontology annotation, biological process: negative regulation of VCP-NPL4-UFD1 AAA ATPase complex assembly; negative regulation of retrograde protein transport, ER to cytosol; positive regulation of autophagy. The record is from RefSeq and is a predicted model, not a curated record. Gene Ontology annotation, cellular component: endoplasmic reticulum membrane. The transcript is spliced from 5 exons. Lineage: Eukaryota; Metazoa; Chordata; Actinopteri; Cypriniformes; Cyprinidae.
UGUCACUUCCUUGCAGCAGCACGGCGCUGUUGAGCUUCACUUCCCUCGGAGCUGCUGUGAUGGUGUCAUCCUGACAGCUACACUUUCAGCUAAACUAAUACGCCAUAAUUACACAACAACAUCCAAAACAAAUGUCGGGAGGCGUGAGAAGGAGGUUCGUAUGGGGAUGUGUUUGCCCUGUCUGAGUGGAGCUGAGGAUGAUGUAGUAGUCACACCAGACCCUGAGACGAGGAGAAGACAGCUAGCAGAGGCUGCAGAGAAGAGACAGAAAGAGAUCACCUACAGAGGCAUCAAAAACCCAGAAGCCUUGGAGAGGAAAAAGAAGAAACAAGAAGAGACAGAGAAACAGACUGUGAACUCUGAAGGCGGCGGGCUAAAGUGGCAGGUUGGCUAACUCAAGCUAAGGGGAAGAUCACUGGUCAACCUUCUUCUGCAGUGUUUCCCGCUGACUUGAGAGAUUCUUAAAACUCUGUUCUUUCGGUUCUUAUUUUGAAGUGUACACUAGCAAGGGGAGUUUGCACAACACUCCUAAUCUUCCAGGCCUUCUGACUGGCCAGAGUGCAUUCAGGACACACCCCUUUAAAUGCCAAGAUGGGCAAGCUUUUGGAUUUCUGGGAUAGUGCUUUUAGCAAUUAAUGUGUGUUUUUUUUUCUCCACAACUUAUUCAGUUUAAGUUUAUGCAUCAUUUCACACACGCAGCUUUUGUACCAAUGUCCUUUCUAUUAACUGAAUGUCAUUUUAAUACACAUUUAUACAUCUGAAAAGCAUGUUUUAUAUUGGAUUUUGGAUAAUUUAAUACAUAUUUAGUCAUGUACAGUAUAUUUAUGCAUCAGUUACCAGUGUGUUUUGGUUGUAAGCUCCUAGUGUUUAGGACUUGAAGUAUAAUAAUAAUGAAGAACAAUGAAGGAUAUUAAGUCAGCACUUUCACUGCCUGUUGAUUGUAUGACUUGCUGUUCUUAUGAACCUAAUUGAAUGUGCAUCACUUUAUCUUAUCAGACGCAUCAGUUUCUCAUCCUUUCUGAAGGGCUUUGGUUGUCUUAAGUUAAGAAAAUCUUAACUUAUCACAUUUAAACUCAACAUCCAUGUGUCUGGGUCGUGCAGCAGUGACUGUAGCAGCCUGAUCUACAGUGAUCAGUGUGGAAUACACUCGAGUGAACUCUACAUAUUGCCUUUGAUGCAUUUCUUAUAUGCUAUGCUCAUGAGUUGUUACUUCUGCCAACAUCAACUCACUCAAUGCUUGUGACAGGGAAACAGAUUUGAACCAAAUUACCAAUUGAAAUAUCUUCCCAGGGUUCAUUCAGAAUGGGUUAUUAAUAUACAGACACUAUAACAAUAAUACAAAACAUCAGACAAAGUUGUGCAAUUUUCAUGUUUACCAGUAGAGGGCAGUGGCACACUUUCAGAUCAGGAACUGUUUUAGUACCACAACUGCAAGAAGGCAUUGCUUAAAUAAAAAUGGUUUGAUUGAACAGCAAA